Cyclopterus lumpus (lumpfish) is the source of this 2668-nucleotide messenger RNA. RefSeq names its product HID1 domain containing b (gene hid1b). Lineage: Eukaryota; Metazoa; Chordata; Actinopteri; Perciformes; Cyclopteridae. The coding region runs from base 67 to 2478 and encodes 803 amino acids. Gene Ontology annotation, cellular component: Golgi trans cisterna; membrane; Golgi medial cisterna. The record is from RefSeq and is a predicted model, not a curated record. The transcript has 19 exons.
GCGGCUGUCAGCGGUGGAUGAGGGAGAUUAUCCUCCUUCACGGACCCGGAGCGAGCAGCACGCAGCAUGGGGAACACCGACACCAAGCUCCACUUCAGGAAGGCGGUGAUCCAGCUCACCACCAAGACGCAGCCCGUAGAGGCCUCAGACGAUGCCUUCUGGGACCAGUUCUGGGCCGACUCCUCCACCACCGUGCAGGACGUCUUCGCUCUGGUGCCGGCGGCCGAGAUCCGAGCCGUGAGAGAGGAGUCUCCGUCCAACCUGGCAACCCUGUGCUACAAGGCCGUGGAGCGUCUGGUUCAAAGCGCCGACUCCGGCUGCCGGUCGGAGAAGCAGCGUCAGACGGUGCUGAACUGCACGCGCCUGCUCACGCGCAUCCUGCCGUACAUCUUCGAGGACGCCGACUGGAGAGGCUUCUUCUGGUCCACGGUGCCGGGGGCCGGGCGUUUGGACGAAGACGCCCGUGAAGACGACGCUCGGCCGCUGGCUGAAUCUUUGCUGCUGGCCAUCGCCGACCUGCUCUUCUGCCCGGACUUCACGGCCCAGAGCCGCAAGAAGAGCGGCCCGGACUCGGCCGAGGACAUUCGAUCCAUCGACAGCUGCGAGUACAUCUGGGAGGCCGGAGUCGGCUUCGCUCAGUCGCCUCCGCUCAACUACGUCCACGACCUCAACAGGACGGAGCUGCUGAAGUUGCUGCUCACCUGUCUGUCUGAGGCCAUGUACCUGCCCCCGUCCUCUGAGAGGCGGAGCCUCAACCCCUGGGUGUCCUUCUUCUGCUCCACAGAAAACAGGCAUGCGCUGCCUCUGUUCACCUCCCUGCUCAACGUGGUGUGCGCCUACGACCCCGUCGGCUUCGGCGUGCCGUACAACCACCUGAUGUUCUCGGACUACCGGGAGCAGCUGGUGGAGCAGGCGGUCCAGAUCCUCAUCGUGACCCUGGAGCACGAGGGCGGCUCGGCCUUCAGCUCCGCCCUCCUGGCCCUGAGCGCCUCGGCGACCCCCUCCGAGGAGGAGGAGACGGAGCCAGCGGGACCCGAGAACCUCUUUGUGAAUUAUCUCUCCAGGAUCCACCGAGAGGAGGACCUGAGCUUCAUCCUGAAGGGUCUGGCUCGGCUCAUGAACAACCCUCUGGUCCAGACGUACCUGCCUCACUCCGCCAAGAAGAUCCAGUUCCACCAGGAGCUGCUGAUCCUCUUCUGGAAGUUCUGUGACUUCAACAAGAAGUUCCUGUUCUUCGUGCUGAAGAGCAGCGACGUGCUGGACGUGCUGGUUCCCAUCCUCUUCAGCCUGGACGACGCCAGAGCGGAUCAGUCUCGCGUGGGCCUCAUGCACAUCGGCGUGUUCAUCCUCCUGCUGCUGAGCGGAGAGAGGAACUUCGGCGUGCGCCUGAACAAGCCGUACGCGCUCCGCGUCCCGAUGGACAUCCCCGUCUUCACGGGAACCCACGCCGACCUGCUCAUCCUGAUCUUCCAUAAGAUCAUCAGCGCCGGACACCAGCGGCUGCAGCCUCUGUUCGACUGCCUGCUCACGAUCAUCGUGAACGUUUCUCCUUAUCUGAAGAGCCUGUCCAUGUUGGCGGCCAACAAGCUGCUGCACCUCCUGGAGGCCUUCUCCACGCCCUGGUUCCUCUUCUCCUCCCAGCAGAACCACCACCUGGUCUUCUUCCUGCUGGAGGUCUUCAACAACAUCAUCCAGUACCAGUUCGACGGUAACUGCAACCUGGUGUACGCCGUCAUCAGGAAGCGCAACAUCUUCCACCAGCUGGCCAACCUGCCGUCCGACGCGGCGUCCAUCCAGAAGGCGCUCCAGAGGAAGACGAAGUCCACGGUGUCCAGGAGCAACUCCACGGACACGGAGAGCGCAGAGGGCUCCGGAGCUGCAGCUCCCAACGAGCCCGGAACCCUCAAGACCAGCCUGGAGGCCACUCCCAGUAGGUCUUCACCCCUUCGGAGGCGGUUAUCUAAAGAAGGAAUCGAUAAGAUAACGGAGAAGUCCCAGGUGAGCCUGGACGGCACCAUGAUGCCUCUGCAUCACUCGGACGCACCGCGGACGCCAGCCGGCGACACGGCGCCCGAGGUCAACCGCGCAGAGUCGGAGGCAGCGAGGAGCCGGUUGUCGAGCAUGUCCUCGCCAUCGGCGGCGUGGAGCGCCAACACGGACUGGGUGGUGUCAUGGAAGGCCAAGCUCCCUCUGCAGACCAUCAUGCGGCUGCUCCAGGUGCUGGUCCCUCAGGUGGAGAAGAUUUGCAUCGACAAGGGUCUGACAGACGAGUCGGAGAUCCUGAAGUUCCUCCAGCACGGCACGCUCGUGGGCCUGCUGCCCGUCCCCCAUCCCAUCCUCAUCCGCAAGUACCAGGCCAACGCCGGCACGGCCAUGUGGUUCCGCACCUACAUGUGGGGCGUCAUCUACUUACGCAACGUGGAUCCUCCGAUCUGGUACGACACGGACAUCCGGCUCUUCGAGAUCCAGAGGAUUUAGAGCGACUCUUUUUUUCUUUUCUUUUUUGUUUACCUUCUUCACGCCCCGAGGAACAUUCCGUUGUUUUCUGGUGUUUCUGAUCUCCAACUUGAUCCGUUUUCAGGGUUCAAAGUCUGAAUGUGUCAAAGCGCUUACUGCUGUGUAUCACACCUGUAAUAUGAGCCACGUGGUCAUUAAAUCUGAGUCGUCA